AUACGCUGGAGUUUUAAUCGAAUAGCUGUAAGCUCUUUGUGAAUGUGUGUAGCAUGUAUGUGUGUUUUCAAUAGACAUUUAGUUUUAGGCAAUAUUAAUGAAAAAAUUUAAUACUAAAAUAGCUUGUGAAAAUUUGCAAAUGUGUAUUUAAGAAAAGCGUAAGAAGUUUUGUAGGCUGGAGAUAUGAAGUGCCAAGUUUUGGUGCUUGAGAUCUAAUUGUCCCGCAACUGUAUAUUUUGUUGGAAAUUAAGAAAACAAUAUGGGCGAUGUUGAUCCCGAAACGUUGUUGGAAUGGUUAUCGAUGGGCCAAGGAGAUGAAAGGGACAUGCAAUUAAUCGCAUUAGAGCAGCUAUGUAUGCUUCUUUUAAUGUCCGAUAAUGUUGAUCGAUGUUUCGAAAGUUGUCCUCCUCGAACAUUUUUGCCAGCUUUAUGCAAGAUAUUUUUGGAUGAGCUUGCACCUGAAAAUGUUCUUGAAGUUACUGCACGCGCCAUAACCUAUUACCUAGAUGUUUCUGCGGAGUGUACACGAAGAAUUGUCUCCAUCGACGGCGCUAUUAAGGCCAUUUGUAACCGAUUGGUUGUUGCCGACUUAUCUUCACGUACAUCGCGUGAUCUUGCAGAGCAGUGUAUUAAAGUUCUUGAACUUAUAUGCAGUAGAGAAGCAGGAGCAGUUUUUGAGGGCAGCGGCUUAAAUUGUGUUUUGUCAUUUAUUCGGGAUUGUGGAUCCCAAGUUCAUAAAGACACACUACAUUCUGCCAUGUCUGUUGUUUCACGACUUUGCACUAAAGUGGAACCCAAUUCACCAUGUAUAGAUAACUGCGUGGAAAGUUUAAGCACUUUAUUACAACAUGAAGAUGCACUGGUAGCGGAUGGUGCUUUAAAAUGCUUUGCAUCUGUUGCAGAUCGCUUUACACGGAAAUGGGUUGACCCUGCACCUUUAGCUGAAUAUGGAUUAGUUGCUGAACUGCUCAAACGUCUAGAAAAUGCUGGUGGCGCCAAUAGUCACUCCUUAUCUACAUCUAAAUUAAGUGGGCCUGUACCCGCCAACCUAAAUUCAGACCGACUUAAUGAAAAUGUGUCAGGAUCAUCAUCGAACGCAGCAGGAAAAAUGCAAUCAAAUGAAUUCCGGUCGCCGCAAUCAAUAUCGACAACGAUUUCGCUGCUGUCUACAUUAUGUCGUGGUUCACCCUCUAUAACACGUGAUAUCUUAAGGUCUCCGUUACCUAAUGCUAUUGAAACAGCUCUAAAGGGGGAUGAACGCUGCGUUCUUGAUUGCAUGCGAUUUGCAGAUCUAUUACUUCUCCUCUUAUUUGAAGGUCGGCAAGCAUUAAACAGGGGCAGUGCUAAUAGUAAUCAAGGCCAAUUGGCUCCACGACCAAAACGAAAUGACUCCAGUACUGAUCGUACUCAUCGCCAGCUUAUAGACUGCAUACGAUCUAAAGAUACUGAAGCUUUGCAAGAGGCAAUCGAAACUUGCGGUGUUGAUGUAAAUUGUAUGGAUGACGUAGGGCAAACCCUAUUGAAUUGGGCAUCUGCUUUUGGUACUUUGGAGAUGGUUGAAUAUUUAUGUGAGAAGGGCGCGGAUGUGAACAAAGGGCAGAGGAGCUCAUCUCUUCACUAUGCUGCCUGUUUCGGUCGCCCCGGAAUAGCAAAAAUUUUACUUAAAUUUGGUGCUUAUCCAGAUUUACGCGAUGAAGAUGGAAAAACACCUCUUGAUAAAGCGCGUGAACGAUCAGAUGAUGGCCACCGCGAAGUUGCUGCAAUUUUGCAAUCUCCUGGUGAAUGGAUGUCUUCUGGAAAUAUACUGACAAAUAAGGAAGGACAAAUAUACACAUCUCUAGAACCGCGCGGUGAUCCUGAAAUGGCACCGGUAUAUUUAAAACUACUUUUGCCCAUACUCUGUCGAACAUUUCAGGGUUCUAUGCUUCCUAGUGUUCGACGAGCUAGUCUGAGUCUAAUUAAAAAGAUUGUUCAGUAUGCACAUCCUUCAGUUCUUAAAAAUAUUUGUAGAAAGCAUGAUGAGCCCACAACUUCAAUAGCCAUUCAAAGUGUUGGAAACUUGUUAACUGAAGUUAUCGCAAGCGUCUUGGACAGCGAGGAUGAUGAAGAUGGUCACGUAAUUAUAUUGAACAUUAUUGAGGAGCUGAUGUGUAAGACGCAAGAGGAAUUUAUUGAGCAUUUUGCGCGAUUGGGAGUAUUUUCUAAAGUACAAGCCUUGAUGGAUCAAAGCGGAGACAAUUCAUCACAAUUCGCGUCAGGCUCCCCAGAGUUUUCGUCAACACAAAAAGGAUCAACCUAUUGUAUGCCGAGUAGAUCAGUUUCAGAUGAUUUAGUGGAGGAUGCUAAAGAAAUUUUGCAAGGCAAACCCUAUCAUUGGCGGGACUGGAGCAUUUGUCGAGGUAGAGAUUGUUUAUACGUUUGGUCAGAUUCCGCUGCAUUAGAGCUUUCUAAUGGUUCCAAUGGCUGGUUUCGCUUUAUACUUGACGGAAAAUUAGCUACAAUGUACUCAAGCGGAAGCCCCGAAAAUGGAAAUGACAGCUCAGAAAAUCGAGGGGAGUUCCUGGAAAAACUAGUUCGAGCUCGAUCUAGCGUAAGUCCAGGCACGCCAUCACAGCCGAUCUUGCCAAAUGUAUGUGUACUAAGACUUGUUGUUGGAAAUUGGGUAUUGCAAUCUCAUAAACCUAAUCAGCUGCAAAUUCACAAUACAGAAGGUCAUCAAGUUACUAUACUACAAGAUGAUAUUCAAGGCUUUAUAUUUGAAAGUAACAGAGGAACAAAACAUUCGUUUACAGCUGAAACAACCUUAGGUGCCGAUUUUGCUUCAGGAUGGUCCACUGAGAAAAAAAAACGUUCCAAAUCAAAGACAGAUAUACAGAAAGUUCAAGUGUCAAACCUAUCUCGUGAAAUUUAUAAUAAAUAUUUUAAGUCCGCUCAAGUAAUACCGCGUGGAGCAGUAGCAAAGCUAACUGCUAUUGUGAAGCAAAUCAAUCUCGCUAUUGAAGAACAACGUGUGGCUUCUAAUAGUAAAUGGUCAAACACGUUGGUGACGGCAUUAACCAGUCUUUCAAAGUUAAUUCAUGAAGAUGGUGUUGUAAGUGCAUAUGAAAUGCAUUCUUCCGGCCUUGUUCAAGCUUUGGUUUCAGUUUUAUCUAAUAACUAUUGGGAAUUCAAUUUGUCACGUUGCAAAACUAAUAAAAUGCUAAAGGACCGCAUUGAUAUAUUUAAAAAAUGUAUUUUCGGAGAAUGCGAUGACUCCAAUAUAUAUAAUACAAAAAAUACGGCAAGCAUCCUCAUACAAAAACUUGUCGCUGUCUUAGAAAGUACUGAAAAAUUUCCAUUGUUCCUGUAUGAUGCUCCUGGCUCUGGUUACGGAUUACAAAUACUUCAAAAACGACUUCGCUUUCGACUGGAACGUGCGCCUUCUGAGAGUACUCUUUUUGAUAGAACGGGUCGGACAUUAAAAGUAGAACCCUUGGCAACAGUUGGACAACUCGCAAAAUACUUGCUAAAAAUGGUUGCCAAGCAAUGGUAUGACCUCGAUCGAUCUACAUUUUUAUACUUAAAACAGAUGCGUGAACAUAAACAAGGUAUUUCCUUUACGUACAAUUUUGAUUUUGAUGAAGAGGGCCUAAUUUACUACAUUGGAUCAAAUGGAAAAACGUGUGAGUGGGUCAAUCCUGCGCAAUACGGUCUGGUGCAAGUUACAAGUUCUGAGGGUAAAACUUUGCCCUAUGGAAAACUAGAAGAUAUACUGUCACGUGACGGCGUUUCCCUCAAUUGCCACACAAAAGAUAAUAAGAAGGCUUGGUUUUCAAUAGAUCUUGGAGUAUAUAUUCUACCUACCGCUUACACCUUGCGCCAUGCUAGAGGAUACGGUCGCUCCGCGCUAAGAAAUUGGCAUUUGCAAGCAUCAAAAGACGGAAUUAACUGGACUACACUCAUAAAUCAUGUUGAUGAUAAGAGUUUGUCAGAGCCAGGUAGUACAGCCACAUGGCCCAUAAUAUGUUCUUCUGAUGAUACAAAAGGAUAUCGCCACAUAAAAAUCCAACAAAAUGGUCGUAACGCCUCUAAUCAAACUCAUUAUUUGAGCUUAAGUGGAUUUGAAAUUUACGGACGUGUCGUAGGUGUUUGUGAUGAUAUAGGUAAAACCAUUAAAGAAGCGGAAGCGAAAACACGCAGAGAAAGACGUCAAAUUCGAGCUCAACUCAAACACAUUACCAGUGGAGCACGAGUAGUUCGCGGAGUUGAUUGGCGUUGGGAAGAUCAGGAUGGGUCUGGCGAAGGUACUGUCACUGGAGAAAUUCACAAUGGAUGGAUUGAUGUUAAAUGGGACCAUGGUGUAAGAAAUUCCUAUCGUAUGGGUGCAGAAGGUAAAUACGAUUUAAAAUUAGCUAACUUGGAGAAUGCCUCUAUUUUUGAAGGAGUUAAUUCAAUGCUACCAGUUUCUUCAGGACCUAAAAAAAUGGAUAAGACAAACGUGUUAGUUUCUCGAAAAUCUAGUUCAACCCCAUCGCUUCCUGAAGCUACUGAGAUAAAUAAAAAUUCUGAGGAUACAUCCAAUCAAACUGUUUCAGCUGAUAACCUAGCAUGGAAACAAACUGUAGAGACCAUAACAGAAAAUGUAUUUACCUCAGCAAAGACUCACAUAGCAACAAAUCAGUCGAGCACCGCUUCAGUAAAAGAAACACAAGCUAUAUUCAAAGAGGCAAUCUGCGAUCAACCUUCCCUGGUAACAUCGAAUAUUCCAUCACCGUUAAUUCGUGAAUUACAACACAUUGCGGACUUAUCUACAAUAAAUAAUUCAAUGCCUGCGAUUAACUUAAACAAUGUGUCAGACUUGGCUACAAUUUCAGAAAAUUUGUCAAUUGUUGAGCUUUCAAAAGAAAGUAGCAGCACAAAUCAAACUGAACAUAAAUCAAGUGAAAAUAAUUCUAUCGUAUCAAACGACGUGAAACGAAAGCCGUAUAUAGAAGAAAACAAUAAAAUGAAUGUAAAUAACUCUGUCAAUAAUUUGGCAAAAGGACUCUUGAUAAAUUUAAGGCAGAUUAAUUCAGCUAGUUCUCAUUGUCUUUCUCAGUUUCCUACAGAACCUCGAGAUAUUAUUGAUAAAAUGCGUGAUGGUGUAGACAUGUUACGCAACAAUACUAAUAAUAUACUGUCUGCAGAUGAAUCACACAUACCUCGAUCAAGCGUGUCAGCAGCUCCAAAGGAAAAUGCCAAGUUCUCGGUAUUAAUACAACCUGAAACUUCUCAAAAAUCUGAAAUAUUAGAUGGUGUAGGUAACGAAUCUGUGAAUUCCUCCACUCCAAAUAAAAACCUUUCUAAUUCAGAAGCUCCACAACCAUCAACUUUUCCUGGUCAAAUCGAGAACAUUAUAAGCCCCCAGGUUACAAAUGAAGUUGUCUCCGUUCCUAACCAAAUGAGUAUCAGUGUGCCCAAUUUAACAACAUCGUCUGAAGUAUCAUCGACAUCAGAAGUUGCUGUUCAUACUGGUCUAUUAGAAACAUUCACAGCUAUUGCACGUCGUAGAACUUCACAAGACACAAGCAAUGAUGCAAAUCAGUCAAAUAAUGCAAUUGCUAAUAAAAAUGAGCAUAGUAAUCAAAACGUUGGAACAGGUUCAUUUUUUGCCAGAGGACCUAACUCCGUAACAAGCUUAGUAAAACUAGCUCUAUCUAGCAAUUUCCAUUCUGGAUUAUUAAGUACAGCGCAAAGUUAUCCUAGCCUCUCAUCUAACAAUGGAGAAAAUGCUUCAUCGAAUCCAACUAAUAAAAAAGUUGGUCAGCAACCUACUUCGUCCAUUAAUCCAACGUUAACAAUGAGUUUAACUUCUACAUCAAGUGAUAGCGAACAAGUUUCCUUAGAAGACUUUUUAGAAAGUUGUAGAGCUCCGACAUUGCUGGGCGAUAUGGAAGAUGAAGAUGAUAUGGAAGAAGAAAAUGAUGAGGAAGAAAACGAGGACGAAUAUGAAGAAGUAGGAAAUACACUUUUACAGGUUAUGGUAUCUCGUAACCUUUUAACAUUUAUGGAUGAUGAGUCCCUGGAAAAUAGAUUAGCAGGUGUAAGCAAGCGUAAAUCAUGGGAUGAUGAAUUUGUUUUAAAAAGACAAUUUUCAGCCUUGAUACCAGCUUUUGAUCCUAGACCAGGUCGUACAAAUGUCAAUCAGACUUCCGAUUUGGAAAUUUGUCCACCAGACACAAAUCUGGAAACUUCUCAACAAAGUGGGCAAAUAAUUCCUGAGCAAACAAAGCUUAGCUUAAAGUUGCGUGGGCCAGGUGUCGGCGGGAUUCCUGACGUUGAAAUUGAUUUGGAUAAUAGUGAGUGGACUAUAUUUAGAGCAGUACAAGAACUAUUACAAAACAGUCAAAUAAACAAAAAUGACAAAUUUCGCAAAUUAUGGGAGCCGACCUAUACAAUUAUUUAUCGUGAAACAUAUCCAACUGUUCAGGAAUGUUCAUAUAUCGAAUCUGAAGGACAAAAAACACCAGGAGUUUCAUCGAGAAGUGGUGCUUCGACAUUAUCGCCGAAUUCCCCAGUCCAUGGUGGCAUAACUGAUAAUAACCUAUGCUCAGUAGAGGAUGUUUUAGAGCUACUUACACAAAUAAACACACUAAAUCAAUAUGAAAUUGAAUCCGACGAUAAUACCGCAUCAUUGCAAAAAGAUUCAUAUUUACCAGCUGAGCUAUUUAUGAGCAAAAAGAUUACAAAUAAAUUACAGCAGCAAAUUCAUGAUCCUCUUGUUCUUUCAAGCAACGCUCUGCCCAAUUGGUGUGAGGACUUAAAUCAAUCGUGUCCUUUUUUAUUUCCGUUCGAGACUCGACAAUUAUAUUUUAAUUGUACUGCAUUUGGAGCAUCCAGAAGUAUAGUCUGCUUACAAUCUCAACGUGAUAUGACAACUGAACGGCAAAGAGUUCCCAUUAUGAGUCCACGUCGAGACGAUCAACAUGACUUCCGUGUUGGUAGAUUAAAACACGAGCGUGUAAAAGUUCCACGGAAUAAAGAUUUACUUAAGUGGGCUAUUCAAGUCAUGAAGGCACAUUGUAAUCGAAAGUCUGUGCUAGAAGUCGAGUUUUUAGAUGAAGAGGGAACUGGGCUGGGGCCAACACUUGAAUUCUAUGCUUUAGUAGCUGCAGAAAUUCAACGAUCUGAUUUAUGUAUGUGGCUAUGUGAUGAUGAAUAUAGUGAAACUCAUAACGAACCUCAAUUUCACAACAUAGAAGAUGGUUCGAAACCAAUUGGAUAUUACGUAAAUAGACGCGAGCACGGAUUGUUCCCAGCUCCCCUGCCACAAGAUUCAGAACUCUGUGAGCAGGUUUCAAAAUACUUUUGGUUUUUCGGCGUUUUUAUUGCUAAAGUAUUGCAGGAUAUGCGACUUGUUGAUAUGCCCUUGUCCAACUCAUUUUUACAAUUACUUUGUCAUAACAAAGUAUUAUCUCGAAAUGAUUUAAAGCUUAAAUCAAAAUCACGUUUCCAAGAUCUGAUGGCGAGCUCAGUUGUUUCAAAAGAUGCCGAGCUUGCAAAUAUAUAUGCACAAUUUUUAAACGGGGAUCUUACACAGUGCAACUGGAUCAAUGGAAUACUUAAUAUUGAAAACUUGAAUGAAAUUGAUCCAACACGUUAUCAAUUUUUAAUUGAACUACAGGACUUGUUAAUGCGUAAACAAGCUAUUGAUAUAGAUGACACUUUAAACUUUGAGGAAAAACAAAAGUUGAUCAAUAAUCUUAAAUUGCGCACUAAAAAUGAUAUUGAAGUAUCUCUGGAAGACUUAGGCCUCACAUUUACUUAUUUGCCAAGCUCAUCUGUGUAUGGAUAUGCAUACGCAGAGCUUAUUCCAAAUGGAUAUUUAACUGAAGUCAAUAUAAAUAACCUUGAAGCAUAUUGGGAAUUGCUAGUAAACUUUAUGUUGCAUGAUGGUAUUGCAAAGCAAAUGCAGGCAUUCUAUGAUGGGUUCUGCGAAGUAUUUCCGUUAAAUAAAUUGGCCGCAUUUAACCCGUCUGAAGCUAGAAUGAUGAUAUGUGGAGAGCAAUGUCCUCAAUGGAGUCGCGAGGACCUAAUGGCUUACACUGAGCCCAAAUUAGGCUAUUCCAAGGAUAGUCCUGGAUUUUUGCGUUUUGUUAAUGUUCUUUUGAGCUUAUCGGGCGCUGAACGGAAAGCAUUUUUGCAAUUUACUACGGGCUGUAGUAGCCUGCCUCCGGGAGGAUUGGCUAAUUUACAUCCUAGGCUUACAGUCGUAAGAAAAGUGGAUGCUGGACAAGGAAGUUAUCCAUCUGUGAAUACUUGCGUUCAUUACCUUAAGCUUCCGGACUACCCAUCUGAGGAAAUUAUGAAGGAUCGAUUAUUAACAGCAACGAAGGAAAAAGGGUUUCAUUUAAAUUAAAAAAGUAUUUUUAUUAUUUUCUUUGUUAAUUAAAAAUGGCUUAGAUCUUUUAAAAAUCGUACUAUAUCUGUAAAUACUAAACGUUCUGGUAAAACACAAUAACAAUUAAUGUCAGAAGCAUUGUAAAUGAAUUAUUACAUAAUUAUCUAAUCUAACUUAUCACAAAACAAAAAAAAUAGAAAAAAAUUGAGCAUUUGGCGGAUAAUUACUUGAAUUAAUAAACUGCCUUUAAUGUUGAA
Drosophila mojavensis is the source of this 8616-nucleotide messenger RNA. RefSeq names its product E3 ubiquitin-protein ligase Ufd4 (gene Ufd4). The record is from RefSeq and is a predicted model, not a curated record. Gene Ontology annotation, molecular function: metal ion binding; protein binding; ubiquitin protein ligase activity. Bases 260 to 8377 code for a protein of 2705 amino acids. The transcript is spliced from 8 exons. NCBI's taxonomy places the organism in Eukaryota, Metazoa, Arthropoda, Insecta, Diptera, Drosophilidae. Gene Ontology annotation, biological process: protein K63-linked ubiquitination; anatomical structure development; proteasome-mediated ubiquitin-dependent protein catabolic process. Gene Ontology annotation, cellular component: nuclear speck.